GAGGUGGCCGCCAUCUCGCUCCCCACGGCCGAGGCCACCGUGCUCCUGAACGCGAGCCGCGCGUGCUACGACCGCCCCGGCGACCCCGACGGGCGUGUCGUCAGCCUGAGGGAGCAACCCAUGGCGCUCAACGGCAGCGCGUUCCUCUUCUCGUCGAUGAAGAGCAAGUUCGUGUCCAUCGGCUGCCCCGGCCUCGCCUACUUCAACGACGGCGACGGGUACUACGUCACCGGGUGCAUGUCCGUCUGCCGCCCCUCCGAGCGAGCGCUGCCAGGGUCAUGCCGGGGCGACGACGGCUGCUGCCAGAGCAACAUCCCGCUCGGCCUCGACUCGUACCGCCCUUACCUCGGGAGCUUCGGCAGGCGACGCCGUGGCAACCGCGGCCGGGACCAGGAGGCGACGUUCCUGGCCAACUCCACCGCCUGCUCGUACGCGUUCAUGGUGGACGCGUGGUGGUUCUGGUUCGCCGGAUCACACUUCAACCGCACCGGCGACUUCGCCGUGCCCGUCGUCCUGGACUGGGCCAUCCGGGACGCCCCGAGCUGCGCCGCCGCACGGCGAGACCCUGGCACGUACGCGUGCCGGAGCGCGCGGAGCGUCUGCCUCGAGUCCAGCAAUGGUCCCGGCUACGUCUGCAACUGCACCAACGGGUACCAGGGCAACCCCUACGUGAUCAACGGCUGCGCAGAUGUGGAUGAGUGCCAGCACAGGGACGAGUUCCCGUGCUACGGCCUCUGCGUUAACAUCCCGGGCAGCUUCAUCUGCACAUGUCCCAGUGGAUCCAGUGGAAACGCCACUAUCCAGGGUGGCUGCCGCCCAGACAACAAAUUCAGUUCAGCACUCAAGGCCGCCAUAGGUGCAAGCGCCGGAGUGUUCCUUCUGCUGCUGGCCUGCUUCUCGGCGCACUUGUGGCUUCAGAAGAGGCGGCUACUCCAAGCAAAGCGGCGAUUUUUCGAGCAGAACGGCGGCCUCCUCCUGCAGCAGCAGCUGGGCUCGCUGGCCGGCGCCGGCGUCGCGUUCAAGAUCUUCUCCGAGGAGGAGAUCGGCAGGGCCACCGACGGCUUCGCCGAGACGCGGGUCCUCGGCAGCGGCGGCCACGGCGUCGUCUACAAGGGCGUCCUCGCCGACGGCUGCGAAGUGGCCGUCAAGAAGUCGAGGGUGGUCGACGCGAAGCAGGUGAAGGAGUUCGCCAGGGAGAUGCUGAUCCUCUCCCAGAUCAACCACCGCAACGUGGUGAAGCUGCUCGGCUGCUGCCUCGAGGUCGAGGUGCCCAUGCUGGUCUACGAGUACGUCCCCAACGGCAGCCUCCACAGCCACAUCCAUGGCGACGGCGGCGAGAGCAAGCUGCCACCGGGCGCGCGCCUCAGAGUCGCGGCCGAGUCUGCCGACGCGCUCGCGUACAUGCACUCGUCGGCGUCGCCGCCGAUCCUCCACCGCGACGUCAAGUCCGCCAACAUCCUCCUCGACGGCAACCUCGCGGCCAAGGUGUCCGACUUCGGCGCGUCGCGGCUGGCGCCGACCGGCGAGGCGGCGGUGGCCACGCUGGUCCAGGGGACGCUUGGGUACCUCGACCCAGAGUACCUCCUGACGAGCCAGCUCACGAGCAAGAGCGACGUGUACAGCUUGGCGGUGGUUGUGCUGGAGCUGCUCACCGGGAGGAAGGCGUUCGUCCCGGUGGAGGACGAGGACGAGGAGGAGGAAGGGGGCCUCGCCUUCGUCUUCAUCACCGCGGCGCAGGCGGGACGGCACCGGGAGAUCAUGGACCCACAGGUUAGGGAGGAGGUCGGCGUGGAGGUGCUGGACGAGGCUGCAGAGCUAGUCAUGCAGUGCCUGAGCAUGGUCGGCGAGGAGAGGCCGACAAUGAAGGAGGUCGCCGACAAACUCCAUCGACUCAGAAACCGCGCGUCGUGCAGCAGAGGCAGUGCGGAAAACUAAUUGAUUUCGUUAGAUUAAUCAGUCAUGUUUCCGUUAUACCAUACGAACGCUAAUUAUUCAUCACGGCUUCUUGCAUCUCAAUUACAACAUAGUGAGAAGGAAAAAUGAUACAGUAGCUAGGGUGCACCAUCCCUCUGAACGUGGCUUUUAGAAGGUCACUGAGAGGGAAUAAUUUAGACCUAUGGGUGGAGCUGGUGGGAAAAGUAGCAACCUAUAAUCUAAAGGAACAAAAAGAUAUUUUUGUUUGGCAAUUAUGUAAAAAUAAGCUGUUCACAGUAAAAUCUAUGUAUUCAGACUUCGUGAGACAGGAAGG
Setaria italica (foxtail millet) is the source of this 2248-nucleotide messenger RNA. Its product is annotated as wall-associated receptor kinase 3. The transcript is spliced from 3 exons. Gene Ontology annotation, biological process: protein phosphorylation; cell surface receptor signaling pathway. Gene Ontology annotation, cellular component: plasma membrane. Bases 121 to 1935 code for a protein of 604 amino acids. The record is from RefSeq and is a predicted model, not a curated record. NCBI's taxonomy places the organism in Eukaryota, Viridiplantae, Streptophyta, Magnoliopsida, Poales, Poaceae. Gene Ontology annotation, molecular function: ATP binding; protein serine/threonine kinase activity; calcium ion binding.